CAGUGCCGGCGUGCGGAGCCAUGGCGGAGGAGGAUCCGGCAGCGGCGGCGGCCGGGAGCGGCAGCGACAGCGAGGAGGGGGAGGAUGGCGAGCGGCGGCACCGGCGGCUCCUGGAGGCGAUCAGCGCCCUGUCCGGACGGAAGCGGCGGAAGCUGGCGGAGCGCUCGGAGGCGAGCGGGCAGGUGUCCGAGUUCAACGUUACCUGCAAAGGUGCUGGGGAAAAGCUGGUUCUGUCGGAGCUGCUGCAGCCCAUCCAUCCCAAUUCCACGCUGGGCAGCGUGAGGAAGGAGCUGGUCAGAGUGAAGCGGAAGGCGGCGGUGGAGCUGCCGCUGAGCAAAGAGGAGGCCAAGAGGGUGGUGAGGGAGGCCGCCUAUGUCACCACCUCGAAGGACGUGGGCAAGUGGCAGCAGGUGGUGCUGCAGAACCGGCGUGCGGAGCAGCUGGUGUUCCCCCUGCGGCAGGACAUCGCCACCGUCACCCCUCUGGAGAGAGUCACCUCGGCAUGGAAGGCACGAACUCCACUGGAGCAGGAGAUCUUUGGAUUGCUCCACAAGACACAGCAGCCUGUCACAGAUCCGCUGCUGACACCGGAGGAGAUGGCGUCACUGCAGGCCAUGAGUUUGGAGGAGGCGCAGCGCCGGCGUGCGGAGCUGCAGAAGGCGCGGGCAGUGCAGUCCUACUACGAGGCCAAGGCUCGGCGAACGAAGCGGAUCAAGAGCAAGAAGUACCACCGCGUGCUCAAGAAGAGCCGCAGGCGCCAGGCCCUGAAGGAGUUUGAGCAGCUGCACAAAUCGGACCCUGCGGCCGCCUUGGCACGGCUGGAGGAGCUGGAGCAGCUCAGGAUGCAGGAGCGGAUGAGCCUCAAGCACCAGAACAAGGGAAAAUGGGCCCGAUCCAGGGCCAUUAUGGCUAAGUAUGACCUCGAGGCCCGCAAGGCCAUGCAGGAGCAGCUGGCCAGGAACAAGGAGCUGAUGCAGAAGGUGCGGGUGGAGCCGCCCGAGGAGGAGCUGUGUGAGGUGCCCGAGGAGGACAGCACGGCCCUGCCCGUGGCCAGCGGGGCCAGCGGGGCUAACCCCUGGAUGCUGGGCAAGCCCAGUGGCCCAGCCCCAGAGCCUGAGGCACAGGAGGGUCCAAGAGGUGACACAGUGCCUGGUGCCACGGAGAACAAGGAGGAGGAGGAGGAGGAGGAGCUGUCGGAGGAAGAAGCUCUGCUGCAGGACUUUGAGCAGAAGCGACGGGAGCGGACAGGGAGCCCCGAGGGGCUUGGUGAGGAGCAUGGUGCUGAUGAGGCUGAGGCUGGUGCCAAGCAGCUGGGGGACAACCCAGUGCCCCCAGCCUGUGCUGAGGAACUGGGGGACAGCCCAGUGCCCCCAGCCCGUGCUGAGGAACUGGGGGACAGCCCAGUGUCCCCAGCCUGUGCUGAGGAACUGGGGGACAGCCCAGUGCCCCCAGCCCGUGCUGAGGAACUGGGGGACAGCCCAGUGUCCCCAGCCUGUGCUGAGGAGCUGGGGGACAGCCCAGUGUCCCCAGCCUGUGCUGAGGAGCUGGGGGACAGCCCAGUGUCCCCAGCCUGUGCUGAGGAGCUGGUGAGCACAGGGCUGGAGCCACCCCCACAGGCCCAGGAGCAGCUCCUGCUCUCGGAGCAGCUGCGCCGUGUGCAGACCAUGGAGGAUGUGGAGAGUCUGGCCAAGGAGGAGCUUGUGGAGAGCUCCUUGGAGCAGGAGAAGCUGGUAGCCCCGAGAGCAGGGAAGCAAGCACAGCAGCAGGAGGAAGGCAGAGCUGGGGGCAGACAUACCAAGAAAACACCAGCCAAGAGGAAGAUGAUCAGCCUGGAGGCUUUGCUGGAUGGGAAGCCCCAGGAGAUGGAUUGCCCCAGCCUGCCUGUGGUCCUGGAGGAGGAGGAGGGUGGUGUGGAGCAGCGUGGGAUGAUCAUGGAGGCCUUUGCUGGGGAUGAUGUGGUUGCUGACUUCCGCCGGGAGAAGCGCAAGGCAGAGGAGGAGGUGAAGCCGCAGCCGGUGAACCUGGUGCUGCCGGGCUGGGGCGAGUGGGGCGGCACGGGGCUCAAACCCAGCGCCAGGAAGGUCAAGAGGUUCCUGAUCAAGCCGCCGCCGGCACCUCCGCGGAAGGACCAGUUCAUGCCCCACGUCAUCAUGAGCGAGAAACGCAACAUCCACGCGGCAGCGCAUCAGGUCAGCGAGCUGCCCUUCCCCUUCGAGCGGCACCAGCAGUUUGAGCGGAGCAUGAGGACGCCCGUGGGCCCCACGUGGAACACUCAGCGCGCCUUCCAGAAGCUGACAGCCCCUCGAGUCAUCACCCGCACCGGCCACAUCAUCCAGCCCAUCUCAGCUGAGGAUGUCCCUGACACGGCCCCUGGCAGCGGGACCAGGCUCAGGGAGGAGGCUGUACCAGGGAAGAAGNCUGUACCAGGGAAGAAGACUGUACCAGGGAAGAAGGCUGUGCCAGGGAAGAAGGCUGUGCCUCAGGAGAAGGCACAGCACCGCAGAGCACGGUAGCUCUGUGUCUGCAGAGAGACCUCUGUCUGUCUGUGGGGGCUCGAACUGGAACAAGCAGAAGAACCAGGAGCAGCCCCUGGUUCUUUCCAGUGCCUUCUACCUCUUUCUCUGCAAUAAAACCUAAGGCUGCCCCUCCU
Molecule: messenger RNA, 2650 nt
Organism: Parus major (Great Tit)
Lineage: Eukaryota; Metazoa; Chordata; Aves; Passeriformes; Paridae
Gene: UTP14A
Product: UTP14A small subunit processome component
Exons: 15
Coding region: 21-2513 (830 amino acids)
Biological process (GO): rRNA processing
Cellular component (GO): small-subunit processome; nucleolus
Source: RefSeq, a predicted model, not a curated record